Molecule: messenger RNA, 1647 nt
Organism: Dictyostelium purpureum
Lineage: Eukaryota; Evosea; Eumycetozoa; Dictyosteliales; Dictyosteliaceae
Exons: 3
Coding region: 1-1647 (548 amino acids)
Cellular component (GO): extracellular region
Source: RefSeq, a predicted model, not a curated record
AUGAUCAAUAUUAAUAUUAUAUUUAUUAUAUUUUAUUUAGCGAUAAUUUUGAGUGGUACUAUUUAUGACCAUCAUCCAAGGUAUAAUCCUAAUUUCCAAACACCCAUAAGUCAUGGACUGGUAAAAAAUUUGGUUAAACCAGUAUUAAAUCCAGUUACUCGUGUUCCAGAAUUAAAUUCUUUAGACCCCUCAUCAACAGCAAAUUUUUAUGGUGAUAUGGUAAACCCAGGAUUAUUCCAAUAUUUCUUUUCACCAAACAAUAAUGUUUCUUCACCAGGUUAUAACAUCCCUAUCCCAAUUAGCUUACCAUUAACUUUAAAUAAAGAUAAUGGUACUUAUACUUUUGAUAAUCAAAAUUUCUUCCCAAUUGAUAAUCAAGGUAUUGAUGUUGAUCCAUCCAAAAGGUUAUAUAAAGAUGCUAAAGGUGUAUAUCACAACUACCAUUUCUGUUUAAAGAUUAACUCAAAUUUCUUAUUUAAUGGUAGCGAAAUGUUUAGUUUUGUUGGUGAUGACGACUUUUUUGUUUUCAUUGACAAUAAGCUUGUCAUUGAUUUAGGCGGUGUACACUCUGCCGAGUCAGCAAGUGUUAAUUUAAAUACAUUGGGUUUAACAAAAGGCAAAGUUUAUCCAAUCGAUUUCUUUUAUUGUGAAAGACAUACAUCAAAAUCAACAAUUAGAUUUAAUACCAAUAUUUUAAUGACCUGUAAAUUCAUUGAUUAUUGUGGUGUUUGUAAUGGUGAUGGUACCAGCUGUUGUAAUCCUCAAACCACCUGUAACGAUAAUAAUCCAUGUACAAUCGACCAAUGUCCUCUUCCAUAUACUAAGAUCAACGGUUCAAUUUCAGAUUACUGUUAUCACCAUCCAAAGGAAUUAUAUAAUCCAAGUAAUAAGUGUUUUACCCAUCAAUGCAAUAUUACUACUGGUAAUAUCGAUGCUUUUCCAAUUCCAUGUUUAGAUUUAUCAAAAGACUGUUUAAAGAGUAAAGCUUGUAACACGUCCACUGGUUGUCAAUACGAAUCAGCAUGUACUGAUGUUUGUCAUAUUGAGAAUCAAUGUAUCAAUGGAAAAUGUGAAGUUAAAUCUUCUGAUUAUUGUGCUAUUCAAUUAGAUGGUGAUAAGGUUGAUAUUUGCUCCGUAUAUUCAUGCGAUUCAAGUCAAGGUGGUUGCAUUAAACAAGAAAAAUGUCAACAAGGUUCCAAUAAAUGUAUAGUUACUUCAUGUGAUUCUGAAAAUGGUAAUUGCAUAGUUGAAAAUGUUCCAAAUCCAAAUGCAAAUGAUUCUUGCAUAAUUUCAAUAUGCAACCCAGACACUGGUUUAUAUUCAUCAUCACCACUUCAAUGCCCAGAUAGAUCCAAUGAAUAUGAGAAAUGUAAAAGAAAUACUACAAACCCAUGUAUCGAAACAUCUUGUAAAGCAUCUACUGGUGAAUGUUUUGAAAUCGAAAUUCCAGGUGACAUGUGUGAUUGUGGUUGUGACAUUAAAAACAAAUGUAUGAGAUCACAUUGCACUAAAGAAGGUAAGUGCUCACCCGUAUUUAUAGCAGAAAUUGAUGAUGGUAAUACUUGCACUGAUGAUUAUUGCGAUCCAUGUACUGGUUUAAUUACUCAUACCACUGCCUCAAAAUGUUUAAAUUGCAACUCUUGUUAA